This is a messenger RNA of Zophobas morio, 1027 nucleotides long. Its product is annotated as microfibril-associated glycoprotein 4-like. NCBI's taxonomy places the organism in Eukaryota, Metazoa, Arthropoda, Insecta, Coleoptera, Tenebrionidae. Bases 47 to 976 code for a protein of 309 amino acids. The transcript has 3 exons. The record is from RefSeq and is a predicted model, not a curated record.
GCAAGUUCAUAAAGUAAUCAGAGUUUGUGUCUUCAAGAGCAGCUCAAUGUUCCCAGAAGCAAUAUUUUUAUUUUUGCUUUUAAUACAAACUGCGCUUCUAAAUGAAGCCACAAAUGAAACCUUCGUGGUUGUUUCUACGACCGAGCGUCUUUCACCUCAAGACACCGGAGAACUCAACAAUCGGGUGAAAUCGUUAGAAUCACAAGUCGCUCUAAUUCAAAAAAUACUAGACGCACACAACUUGGACUUGGCAAAUUUAAAAAAACUCCCCCACAAACUAGAAAACAAGUUGCAGCAAACUGAAGCCCCAGCCACACAAAGUUUGCCCAGACAUUGUAAGGAAGUCCAAAAAAGAGGCUACAAUCAGUCCGAUGUCUAUUUUAUUCAACCCAGAACAGCCCCCGAGCCUUUUCUGGUUCAUUGCGACAUGGAAACAAAAGGGGGAGGUUGGACGUACGUUCUGAACAGAUUUGACGGAUCUCAGACGUUUGGUCUAGAUUGGGACAACUACAAGCGUGGGUUUGGUCUUCUAGACGGCGAAUUUUGGUUGGGUUUGGACUACAUACACUACCUUACAGGGUCCGAAAUUAACGAACUGCUUGUUGAAUUAGUAGAUUGGGACUCGAAAAAAGUGUACGCUUUGUAUAGUUCUUUCAGUAUUGGUAACGAGCAAGAGGGGUAUUUGUUGAAAUUGUUGAGAGGGUACAGUGGAAACGCUGGGGAUAGUUUGAGUUACCAUCUGGGUAUGAAAUUCAGCACAAAAGAUAGAGACCAUGAUGUUUGGAGUGGUAAUUGUGCCGCAUAUUCACCUGCAGCUUGGUGGUACAAGGAUUGUGACAAAGGUCAACUUACUGGUAGAUAUUUGGGGAGUAAAGUGGGAACGGGUGAUUCUUCAAAAGGUAUUUACUGGGACACGUUCCAUACAGGAAGUUAUAGUUUAAAAGAAGCAAGAAUGUUGGUCAGACCUGCAGUUUAAACAAAAUAAAAGCAUUUUCUACAAACAUAAAUAUUAUCAAUACUCGUUUUA